AUGCCUUCUGUUUCCAAUUCUGACACGCUGACAUUUUUUGUGAAUGGAAGAAAGGUAAUAGGCUCCCAUCCUGUUCCCUCUCUUCCACUUCUCUUUUCCUUGACCCUCCUCCUUCUAGUCUAUCUCAAAGGCACUAAAUACAGCUGUGGGAGUGGAGGCUGCGGUGCCUGCACGGUGAUGAUAUCCAGAUAUGAUCCCAAGAACAAGAAGAUCCACCACUACCCAGCAAUGGCAUGCCUGGUACCCAUCUGCUCUCUCCAAGGGGUAGCCAUUACCACGGUGGAAGGUGUGGGAAGCAUCAAGAAGAGGAUUCACCCUGUGCAGGAACGGCUUGCCAAGUGUCACGGCACGCAGUGUGGAUUCUGCAGCCCGGGGAUGGUGAUGUCUAUUUACACGCUGCUCAGGAACCACCCAGAGCCCACGCCUGGUCAGAUCAUGGAGGCUCUUGGAGGUAAUUUGUGCCGAUGCACUGGAUAUCGACCGAUCAUAGAGAGUGGGAGGACCUUCUGUCAGGGGUCUACUGUUUGCCAGAUGAAGGGGUCUGGAAAAUGCUGCAUGGAUCCAGAUGAGAGGCCUUUUGGGAGCAGAGAGGAAAAGAUGAGUUCCAAACUGUAUGAUGAAGACGAGUUCCAGCCCCUGGAUCCAUCGCAGGAGCCUAUAUUUCCUCCUGAACUGAUCAGAAUGGCAGAAGACCCAAACAAGAGGAGGCUGACAUUCCAAGGGGAGAGGACCACCUGGAUCAUGCCUGUCACCUUGCAGGACCUCUUAGAGCUGAAAGCCAGCUACCCCAAAGCCCCCCUGGUCAUGGGGAACACGGCAGUGGGACCCAGCAUUAGAUUUAAAGAUGAAUUCCAUCCAGUUUUUAUAUCCCCACUUGGGCUUCCAGAACUGUAUUUUGUGAACACCACAGACAAAGGGACAACAAUAGGCGCAGGGUACAGCCUGGCACAGCUGAACAAUGCCUUGGGUUUUCUGGUUUCGGAGCACCCAAAGGAGAAGACCAAGACCUAUCGCGCCCUCCUGAAGCACCUGAGGACACUUGCGGGGCCCCAGAUUAGGAAUAUGGCUACUUUAGGAGGGCAUGUGGUGAGCCGGCCUAAUAUUUCCGACCUCAACCCCAUUUUAGCAGCUGGAAACGCUACCAUCAAUGUGAUAUCUAAAGAAGGAGAACGGCAAAUCCCUUUAAACGGCCCUUUCCUCGAGGGGUUGCCUGAGGCCAACUUGAGACCAGAAGAGGUUGUGCUGUCUGUGUCCAUUCCUUACUCUGCCCAGUGGCACUUUGUGUCUGGACUCCGGCUGGCCCAACGUCAGGAAAAUGCCGCUGCCAUUGUCAAUGCUGGCAUGAGCGUGGAGUUUGAGGAAGGCACAAACACGAUCAAGGAGCUCCAGAUGUUCUUCGGAAAUGUUGCCUCCACGGUGGUCUCGGCAAGCCAAACCUGCAAGCAGCUCGCUGGGCGGGAAUGGGACGACCAGAUGCUGAAUGACUUGUGCCAGUGGGUCCUGGAGGAGAUCCGCAUCCCACCAGCAGCCAAGGGCGGCAUGGUGGAGUACCGGCGCACCCUCAUCAUCAGCUUGCUCUUUAAGUUCUACCUCAAAGUGAGGCGAUGGCUGAAUAAAAUGGAUCCACAGAAGUUUCCCGACAUCCCAGCAAACUUCGUGAGUGCUCUAGAUGACUUCCCCAUAGUAACGCCCCAAGGAAUUCAGAUGUUCCAGUGUGUGGAUCCCAGCCAACCCCAGCAAGAUCCGGUUGGGCACCCAAUCAUGCAUCAGUCAGCCAUUAAGCAUGCCACGGGGGAAGCCAUAUAUGUUGACGACAUGCCUCCCAUUGACCAAGAACUCUUCCUUGCUGUAGUCACCAGUACCAGGGCCCACGCAAGGAUCACAUCACUCGACGUGUCGGAAGCCCUGGCGUGUCCAGGGGUAGUCGAUGUGAUUACAGCCGAGGAUGUUCCAGGAGACAACAACUACAGUGGAGAGAUUUUCUUUGCACAGAUCGAGGUCAUUUGUGUGGGUCAGAUCGUCUGCACCGUGGCGGCCAAUACCUAUGCCCAUGCAAAAGAAGCAGCUAAACGCGUGAAGAUUACUUAUGAAGACAUAGACCCAAAAAUUAUCACCAUAGAGCAAGCCCUGGAACACGGUUCUUUUCUUUCUCCUGAGAAAAAAAUCGAACAAGGAAAUGUAGACGAUGCCUUCAAACACGUGGAUCAAGUCAUUGAAGGUGAGAUCCACGUGGAAGGCCAGGAACAUUUUUACAUGGAGACACAAAGUAUCCUGGCUAUCCCACAAACCGAAGACAAAGAGAUGGUGUUACACUUGGGGACACAGUUUCCAACCCGUGUGCAGGAAUACGUGUCUGCAGCAUUAAAGGUUCCAAGGAAUAGAAUCGCCUGCCACAUGAAAAGAGCUGGAGGAGCGUUUGGGGGCAAAGUGACCAAGCCCGCUCUCCUGGGAGCCGUCUGUGCCGUGGCCGCCCACAAGACUGGCCGCCCAAUCCGCUUUAUCCUAGAGCGAGGUGAUGACAUGCUGAUCACUGCUGGCCGCCACCCGCUCCUGGGAAAAUACAAAGUCGGGUUCAUGAGUAAUGGGGAGAUCAAGGCUGCUGACGUUGAGUAUUACAUCAACGGAGGGUGCACCCCCGAUGAGUCUGAGCUGGUGAUAGAAUUUGUUGUGCUGAAAUCUGAAAACGCAUAUCAUAUUCCAAAUUUCCGGUGCCGGGGCAGGGCUUGCAAAACAAAUCUGCCGUCUAACACAGCCUUCCGAGGAUUUGGCUUCCCCCAGGCUAUGGUGGUCGUGGAAGCAUACAUAGCUGCGGUGGCAUCUAAGUGUAACUUACUCCCUGAAGAGGUUAAGGAAAUAAAUAUGUAUAAGCAAACUAGCAAGACAGCCUAUAAGCAGGCAUUUAACCCCGAGCCCCUGCGAAGAUGCUGGAAAGAAUGUCUGGAGAAGGCAUCGUUCUAUGCUAGGAAGCAGGCCGCAGAGGAAUUUAACAAGAAGAAUUACUGGAAGAAGAGGGGCCUUGCUGUCACCCCCAUGAAGUAUAGCAUUGGACUCCCCAUAGCCUUCUACAAUCAGGCAGCCGCUCUGGUCCACAUCUACCUGGAUGGCUCUGUCCUGGUGACUCAUGGAGGCUGUGAGCUGGGACAAGGCCUCCACACCAAAAUAAUCCAGGUGGUCAGUCGCGAACUCGGCAUCCCGCAGUCGUACGUGCACCUGUCGGAAACCAGCACCGUCACGGUGCCCAACGCCGUCUUCACCGCGGGCUCCAUGGGGGCGGACACCAACGGGAAGGCCGUACAGAAUGCCUGCCAAGUUCUUCUGGACCGUCUUCACCCCAUCAUCAAGAAAAACCCCAAAGGAAAAUGGGAGGAGUGGGUUGCAAAAGCCUUUGAAGAAUCCAUCAGCCUCUCGGCCACAGGGUAUUUCAAAGGCUACCAGACAAACAUGGACUGGGAGAAGGAAGAAGGCAACCCUUACCCAUACUACGUCUACGGUGCGGCCUGCUCUGAGGUUGAAGUCGACUGCCUGACUGGGGCACACAAGCUCCUGAGGACGGACAUUUUCAUGGACGCUGCCUUCAGCAUCAACCCCGCCCUGGAUAUCGGGCAGAUCGAGGGAGCGUUUAUCCAAGGUAUGGGAUUAUACACCAUAGAGGAGCUCAAAUACUCUCCAGACGGUGUGCUCUAUUCUCGGGGUCCAGAUGACUACAAAAUUCCCACUGUCACUGAGAUACCAGAGGAAUUCUACGUCACUCUGGUGCGCUCUCGAAACCCCAUAGCCAUCUACUCAUCCAAGGGUUUGGGUGAGGCUGGCAUGUUCAUGGGGUCCUCAGUUUUGUUCGCCGUAUACGAUGCAGUGGCCGCCGCCCGCAAGGAGAGAGGGCUGAGCGACACCUUCCCCUUGAAUAGCCCAGCCACGCCUGAAGUGAUCCGCAUGGCUUGCAUGGAUCAGUUUACUGACAUGAUCCCGAGAGACGACCCUUCAACAUUCACCCCUUGGUCCAUCCAUGUGUCUUAAUCUCAUGUGUUGAGAAAAAGAAAGAGCAUACAGCUGAUUGAAACGAGCCCCAAAUCAGAGCAGCAUACAGGCUGAUGAGCAUUUGUCAAGCACGAUUUUACUGUUUUUAGUUAUUCCUGUGAUUAAGCUAUUGUGUGAUUACAUGUUAAGAUGCAGAUUUUUACCAAAUAGUGUGACAAAACUUAGAAGCAGAAAUGCUGAUUUAGUUUUCACUGUCCCGAAAAUCUGCAACCUUGAUGGUUUAUAACCUGGCCAUGUUCCAUUAACUGGGGGCAAGGAAGGGCUCCUCAUGGUUUGUUUUAUGCAGCUAUGCUUGAAACCCAACAAAACUGCCAUACAACAAAACUCUAUCUGGACUGGAGUCUCCCCAAACCAGUAUACCUGGAAACCCCACUUUACAGUGCCCGCCACUUCCUGUGGUGUAAACACUAUCACAAGGGCAAACAGUAAGGGCCUGGGGUGUCCAGAUGUGCGCCCCACUCAGGACUCCUGGAGUGGCUAAGAACUAUUUGUGCACACAGGGCAGAGAUGCCUGCCUCCCCCAUCCGUUCUGGUUUGAAUACAGCUUGUCCCCAAAGGUGUAUGCGGUAAGAGGUGGAGCCUAGUGAGAGGUACUUGGUGAGGGGAUCAGUGCUGAUAGGGAGGAACUGACCAGUUUCCCACAAGCCUGGCCACUCCUCAUCUCUCGCUUCCUCUCUGCCUGUGUGGGCCCUUGCACUUCUGCUGUGACAGAGAGGAGAUGGACUGUCCACCAGAUGGACAGUCCUAUGCCCUAGCCUCUAAAACUAUGAACCAAAAUAAACCACUUUUCAUUACAAAGUCAA
Molecule: messenger RNA, 4838 nt
Organism: Meriones unguiculatus (Mongolian gerbil)
Lineage: Eukaryota; Metazoa; Chordata; Mammalia; Rodentia; Muridae
Product: aldehyde oxidase 4
Exons: 35
Coding region: 1-4014 (1337 amino acids)
Molecular function (GO): iron ion binding; oxidoreductase activity; 2 iron, 2 sulfur cluster binding
Source: RefSeq, a predicted model, not a curated record